Messenger RNA from Erythranthe guttata (spotted monkey flower), 1325 nucleotides. Its product is annotated as tRNA/rRNA methyltransferase (SpoU) family protein. NCBI's taxonomy places the organism in Eukaryota, Viridiplantae, Streptophyta, Magnoliopsida, Lamiales, Phrymaceae. Gene Ontology annotation, molecular function: RNA binding; RNA methyltransferase activity. Gene Ontology annotation, biological process: RNA processing. The record is from RefSeq and is a predicted model, not a curated record.
CAUUUAAGCAAACACCUUGUGGUGUUUUAUUGCAAAAUUGGCCGAAAAGAAACGAACCUAUAAAAACUUGCCCAAGAAGAGAGAGAAACCAUAGCAAAUAUUAAUACAUACAAGAAUGAAAUCUCUGAACAAAUUCUUCAUUUCAUCAACUCCAUUUACUCUCACUAGUCCACCAUAUUCGCCGGCCAACAAGAAGUCUUCGAAUUUCCAUCCCGGCAGCAGAAGAACCCACAGAGUUCAUCUUACCCCAAAAGCUCACAACGACAAUGGCAGUAAGAUUGCGUCGAAGAAGACGAUUACUUUACCUCCAAAUGCUACAACCAUUACCAGCACUUCAAACCCAUUUGUGAAACACUGCGUCAAGAUUCGCCAGAGCUCCUCUUACCGCCAUUUUUAUGGCUAUGUUCUUGUAGUUGGCGCCACUCCGAUAAGGGAAAUAUGCAGCUUUCAUAAAGCAGUGUCGGAUAGGCCUAUAAUCGAGUGCUUGUUUGUGCUCGACAACUAUUUUAUCCCUGAAGAAAUAGAUGACAAUGAUGUUCGUGUCAUUCACGUUAAUUUGGAGGUGAUAAAGAAACUUUCUGGUGUACAAUCUGUUGAUUCUGUUGAAGUCAUUGCCUUGGUCAGAAUUCCUUCGACGUUUCACAUUGCCACCGAUAAAGGUUUCGGUGGAUUGUUUUCGUUACCUCAUCGAAUUCUAGUUCUUGAUGGAAUCCAGGAUCCUGGCAAUCUAGGCACACUCGUUCGAUCUGCUACGGCUUUUAGAUGGGACGGAGUUUAUCUUCUUCCUGGAUGUUGCGAUCCAUUCAACGACAAAGCACUGCGUGCUUCUCGAGGGGCAUCUUUUCAGAUUCCAAUAGUUUCUGGUAAUUGGCAACAAAUAAAUAUUCUCAGACAAGAAUUUCGAAUGAAAAUGUUUGCGGGCCAUCCAUCAAAUGAAUUAGUUACCGGGCUUUCGAAAGAAUUUGCCGAUUCUGUAGCAAAUUCGCCCCUGUGUCUGAUUUUGGGCAGCGAAGGAGGCGGGCUUUCUGAAGAUAGUAUGCGGGCUUGUGAGCUUGUGAGUAUUCCAAUGGCUGGUGAUUUCGAGUCUUUGAAUGUUUCCGUAGCUGGUGGAAUUUUCAUGUAUAUGUUGCAGAAUCGGAACAAAUAAAACCGUUUUUUUCGAUUUCGUUCAUUUUUUGUUGUUGUAUCGUUUAUAGUUUAUUGAGUUAGUUGCAAUUUUGGAGAUGUAGAUCUAAGUCCAUCUGCAUUUAGUACCCAUGUGUUAUAUCGAAUUGUUAAAAUACUCUUCGUGUUAUUAAUUUUAGGAGGAAAAAAAAAUUAUAUGA